UGGUUUACUCGGAUAUAUCCCUUCAGUCUUGGUGCUAAGCUCUCUCCCUUUUCUUACAAUCACGCAGGCUCCAAAUCGGUGCUGUUUUUUUGCUUCCUUUCCACUGUUUUUCUUUUUCAGUUAUGUGCAAUUGUGUAUUUAUUUUCUUACGUGUUAACGUUUGAUGUACUUGGGGUUAAAGAAAAGCUAUUGCGCGGAUGAGGACAUUGAGGAUAAGGAUGGACCACAAAGAGAGCCCAAAGAGGAAGAAAAGGUGCAGGACGAGCUAAUCGAAUCGAGCAUUGAGAUUGAGGGCGAGACUGUUGAGCCUCAUAAUGAUCCUCCUCAGAUGAUGGGUGACCCAAAGCCAUGGAGGCCAUCUCUGAAGGAAUUAGAAUGAAUGUGUGGGAAGCCAUUGUCCACUUAUUAGAGGCUAUUUCCAUCAAUACAACUUCAGCAACCAUGUAUGCAACCAGAGGUAAAUGUUGAUUAGUGGUUUAAAAGUUGUAGUUUACUUGCUUGGGAUUGGUGUGUGACAUAAGAGGGGUGAGAGAGAGAGGGAACAGUCUGGCUUAAGUUAUAUGUGUAAAUCCUGUGGAUUACAGCAAUAAUUAAUAAUGUUAUUUUGUCGAUUUUUUAUGAAGACAAUAAAUAAAGAAAAAAGGGAACAGCAUGAUAGUAAAAAUAAACAUCAAGCUCGCCUAUAAUUAACACAUCAAAUUGAGGAUCAAGGUGGUGAAAUUGUUUCUCUCUCUCUCUCUCUCUCUCUCUCUCUCUCUAUAUAUAUAUAUAUAUAUAUAUAUAUAUAUAUCAUGAUUUUGAAUUAUAUAUUCGAUUAUUGGAUUAUUAAUUUUUAAAGCUGGACAAUUUGUAUUACUGCAAUGCUUAUUGGCCAAAGUGAGUUGCAGAUAAUGAAUUGUAACAUGCUGGACUAAGAGGAUGUUGUUGCCUAUCGACAAAGAACCAAUAACAAUGAUGGAGGAACCUCCUGUGGAUGCUGGUGUGAACUCAAAUUAACUUUGGUAUUUGUUCUUAUCAGACUCCAUUAUGUUUAAGGGUUUUGAAGCAGCUGUUGCAGCUGGAGUGAAGAAAGUUUCCAUCUUUGCCUCAGCUUCAGAAUCUUUUUCAAAGUCCAAUAUCAAUUGUAGCAUUGAAGAUAGUCAGCAUAUGGUGACUAUCAACCCUCUACGUGCCCUCAAUCCUUUUACAGAUCCAUUCAUCCAUCUAUCCUGGGGAAGUGCAGGAAGUAGGUACAAAUCAUUCAAGGUUUUUGAAGUAGCUGUUGCAGCUGAGCGAAGGAAGUUUCUAUCUUUGCAUCAGCUUCAGAAUCUUUUUCAAAGUCAAAAAUCAAUUUUAGCAUUGAAGAUAGUCAGGAUCGUUUGGGGAUUUUAUUAUGAGUGUUUUCCUCCUUAAAUUUGGAUGAGUUUUGUUUUGAACUUCGUGUUGUUCUUGGAAUCUCGAUGUCUAUUCUUUGUUUAUCAUAUUAAUGUUUUACAUAAUAAAUUACAAUUCUAUUUUAA
Hevea brasiliensis (rubber tree) is the source of this 1499-nucleotide messenger RNA. RefSeq lists its product as uncharacterized. Gene Ontology annotation, biological process: L-leucine catabolic process; ketone body biosynthetic process. Gene Ontology annotation, molecular function: hydroxymethylglutaryl-CoA lyase activity. Bases 1027 to 1392 code for a protein of 121 amino acids. Lineage: Eukaryota; Viridiplantae; Streptophyta; Magnoliopsida; Malpighiales; Euphorbiaceae. The record is from RefSeq and is a predicted model, not a curated record. The transcript is spliced from 6 exons.